CUAAUCAUGGGAUAACUUGUUCUUGAAAGGCAUCUCCAAUUCCGACGAUUAUUUUGUUGACAGUAGUUUGUAAGUGAAACAUACAAGAUGACAGAUAUGUAAAUAAAGGUUGAUAUGGCGAUAAGGAAACAACCUCCAGACUCCAGACAGUUGGACAAGCCCAGUAGUCAUGAACCCCAGUUCUCCCUGUGAGGGCCAGAGCCCUGAGGGUGACCCUCCAGAUGAUUGGUUCCACCUUUCCACCAUGUCUCUGGGAACUCAGGGCUCUGAUGGAAGCCGGGAUGACCCAGAGGAACCUGAGGAGAGAGGCAGACUCAAGUCCAAGUUGGUGUCAGCAUGGAACAAUGUCAAAUAUGGCUGGUCGUUCAAGUCAAAGGCCCGCUUCAGCAAGACCUCUCCUCUGACCAUGCUUGGACAGUCUUAUCUGCUCAGUCAUGGAGUGGAGAGGGAGUGCUUUCGCCGGGCCUUUGCCACUCUGCUGUGGCUGACGUACAGGCGGGGCUUCCCACAGCUGGAUGGUUCCUCUCUGACCACAGACAGUGGGUGGGGCUGCAUGCUGCGCAGUGGACAGAUGCUGCUGGCACAGGGGCUGCUGCAACACCUGCUGCCGCCAGGCUGGACCUGGCUCUCUGCCAACCAGGUGUCCAAAGAUGACAUAGAGGUACAGGAGUCUCGCUCCUUGGGUCCAGAGGUGACUAAGAAGGGAAGGAGGAAGAGCAUAGUGUCCUUCCUGGAGAGUCGGACUGAGGUCACUCACAGACGGGUGGUGUCCUGGUUUGGGGACCAUCCCAUCGCCCCGUUCGGGCUGCACCAGCUGGUGGAACAGGGCACAAGCUCAGGGAAGAAGGCAGGGGACUGGUACGGCCCCUCCAUCGUAGCACACAUACUUCGUAAGGCUGUUGACGCAGCAUCAGCAGAGGUGUCCAAUCUGACAGUGUAUGUAGCACAGGACUGCACUGUGUACAUAGAUGACGUGGUGAGGCUGUGUGAGAGACCUCUAUCUGAGGGCUCCACAGGACCCAGUCCAGCCUGGAAGUCUGUCAUCAUCCUGGUCCCUGUGCGCCUGGGAGGAGAAGUCCUCAACCCCACCUACAUCAAAUGUGUCAAAAAUCUCCUGAGGUUAGAAUGCUGCAUUGGAAUCAUUGGUGGCAAACCCAAGCAUUCUCUGUUCUUUGUUGGGUACCAAGACGAACAGCUGCUGUACUUGGACCCCCACUACAGCCAGUCCACAGUAGAUAUCACACAGGAUAACUUCCCCUUAGAGUCAUUUCACUGUAAGUGUCCCAGGAAGAUCUCCUUCAGUCGCAUGGAUCCCAGCUGCACUAUAGGCUUCUAUGCCAAGAGCCAGAAGGAAUUUGAGUUACUGUGCUCAGCUGUUAGCACGGCUCUCUCAUCAUCAACAGAAAAGUACCCCAUCUUCACCAUUGCAGAGGGUCAGGGGCAGGAUGGGGGGCAGGAGGAUGAGAGCGAUGCACCCCCAAACUCUGUCACCCACAUCUUGACCAAGGACAAGGCGAGGCUGAGAAGGACCAAUAACAGCAACAGCAUGGAUGAGUUUGUGUUAUUGUGAACUAACGUAGCAGGUAUAAAAGUUCUAAGCUCGGUUGAAUUAGCUGUAUCCCUGAAAACCGGAACAUCCGGUUGUUGGCAACUCUGCUAAGGGUGCUGUGAACAGACUGACUUAAUGUGGCCAGCAGGGAACAUAAUUCACAUACCAACUCAUACACACGGUUACUGAACUGAGCUUUAUCAGUGGCAGCUACUGACGGGGGACAUGCUCCAGCAUUAGCCUUUAUCCCCAACCUCCACAGGCAAUACCCAGGCUGGGUGAGGUGUUGCUGAAUAGAACAGGCCAAUGACACUAUUCUUGUGUAUUUAUUAGUUUGGGCUAAUUAUUUGUUUUAAGGGGAUGUGUUUUUAUGAAUGUAACAAUAUUUUUAAAUGAAGGUUUUUGUUUAAUUGUUUUUAAUUUUAAGGUUUUGAUAUUAGUAUGGUUUUGAGGUUCUUACGUUAAAUAACCUGCCUUCAACUUCGUUGUUUACUAUUCUACAUGAAGUCAUGGGUGACUCUCUGCCUGGCUGAAAGACACUAACUGACCCUAUUUCAUCAUUGUGUAGAUAGGCUGCUCAUCCCAUAGUCCUCUCCACUACAACCUUUUGUUGAACUACUUUGUCCAGCAUUAGACUCAAGACAAUCUGGGCUCUGAGCUGCUGUUUGACGUUAUGUGACAGGAUGUCUGCUCUGUGAAUGGAUUAGGAAAUUGGAUUCCUUAGACCUUGUGACGUGCACAUGGAACCGUUGAAGGAAUACAUUUAUCUUCUUAGAGAUGUGUUGGUUUUAUGUGGUUGAGAGGGGAGAGUUUAAAAUAAUUUCAAUUAAGAGGCACAUUCUGAGCAAUAUGGGGUUGCAUUUGCCCUGUUUUCAGAAUUAAUGGAAAAUGAGUGGCACAAUGCACUCAAUAAAAGCUCAGUAAAAAAAAUCACUCAACUUCAGACUGAUUUAGUUUAGGCCAUACAAAUUUGAAUUACAUGUUUAACGGAUACCCUGCAUUGCUUGUUAUUUGGGGUUUUAGGCAGGGUUUCUGUAUAGCACUUUGACCUGCUGAUGUAAAAAGGUCUAUAAAUACAUUUGUUUGAUACCCCUCUUCAGUUCUCCCCACCCCAAAAAAUCUGAAAAUGUUACUGAAAAAUGUAACGAUUAUAGCUAAAAUAAUGUCCUCAAGCUUCUAGUAAAGAGAUACGCCACUUCCUCUUGGAUUAUGGCUGAACUAUGCCUCUUUUAGCUUCCCCAAGAGGCUAACAUCUCUUGAUUAGGUCUCUAGGAGUUGAAUUAAGGUUGUUAUAGUAUUUUAACAAGAUCCACAUUUAAAAAAUAAAAAUAAAUUUGG
This is a messenger RNA of Salvelinus namaycush (lake trout), 2887 nucleotides long. Its product is annotated as cysteine protease ATG4D-like. Gene Ontology annotation, molecular function: protein-phosphatidylethanolamide deconjugating activity. The transcript has 11 exons. The coding region runs from base 170 to 1570 and encodes 466 amino acids. The record is from RefSeq and is a predicted model, not a curated record. Lineage: Eukaryota; Metazoa; Chordata; Actinopteri; Salmoniformes; Salmonidae.